UCAGUUGAAUUUUGCGUGUGGCGCGAGAGAAACCGCGGAACGAGCAGUGAAGUGAAAUUAAUUUUGUGUCUUUGUGGAUUUAGUGAAGAGCCAAAAUGGAUUAUUUGCUGAAUAAAUUUGCAUCUGGGCCUAAGAAGCUGAAGAUUGCCCUAAUUGGCCAAAGUAACUUUGCUGCUGAUGUCCUGGAAUUGCUCCUGAGCGAUGGACAUGAAGUUGUUGGGGUCUUCACAAUUCCCGACAAAGGUUCCCGCGAAGAUAUUCUCGCGGUCACAGCUAAGAAUCAUGAAAUUCCCGUCUUCAAAUUCCCCGUUUGGCGCAAGAAGGGCGUUGCAAUACCAGAAGUUCUGGAAAAGUACAAAUCCGUUGGGGCAAAUUUGAAUGUUCUUCCCUUCUGCUCUCAAUUCAUCCCCAUGGAGGUGAUUGAUGGAGCUGCCCUCGGAAGUAUUUGCUACCAUCCUUCAAUCCUUCCCCGACAUAGAGGUGCCAGUGCUAUUUCCUGGACUCUCAUUGAGGGAGAUUCAAUUGGAGGUUUCUCCAUCUUCUGGGCUGACGAUGGACUCGAUACUGGACCAAUUCUUCUGCAGAAGGAAGUGGAAGUUGAGGAUACGGACACGUUGGAUACGAUCUACAAGAGAUUCCUCUAUCCAGAAGGAAUUUCCUCAAUGGGUGAAGCAGUUAGGCUGGUUGCUGCAGGAACAGCUCCGAAAAUAAAGCAAACUGAGGUGGGAGCAACGUAUGAUCCACCCAUGUUCAAGGAAGAGAAUCAAAUUAUUAAUCUCAAUCAACCAGCAAAAAGAAUCUUCAACUUUAUUCGUGGUUUGGACUCCGUACCAGGAGCCAUUGCUUAUGCCUACGAUGAGAAUGAUGAAGAGGUCAUGAUUAGGCUCUUUGGAGCACAGAUGUUUGAUGAUGCUGUACCCGAAGGGAAACCACUGAAAUUGAAGGGAUUGAGUAAGCCAGCAUUGGUUACGGAUAAAGGACUCCUAAUUACUGGGACAGAUGGAAAAAUUUGCAAUGUUCAGAGAGUUAAGAAGGGAAGUAAGAUGAUUUCAUCUUCAAAGUGGUUUGAUCAGUCUUCGGGUCAAGUUACAUUGGAACUAACUGAUGCAGAGAAGGCCAUUGAAACUAGCUUGAAGGGAAUUUGGGAAUCAAUUCUCAAAGUGGACGUUACAGAAGAUACAGACUUCUUUGCCUGUGGCGCUGGAUCAAUGGAUGUUGUACGGCUAAUUGAGGAAGUCAAGGAUGCUUAUGAUGUGAGUCUUGAGAAUGAAACUCUCUUCAUGGCUCCAACAUUCCAAGAAUUCUUCAUCCAAGUCAUCCUGGCGUCCCGUCAAGGUGGUUCAGCUGGAGAAGUCAACGUUGAGUACGAAGGUUUCGUCCUUAAGGCGAACAAACGAGAAAUUUCCGUUCCAACGCAACUCUUCAUCAACGGAAAGUUCGUUGAUGCUGAAAAUGGAAAAACUCUGGACAUUAUUAACCCAACGACGGAAGAAGUUCUGUGCAAAGUAGCUCUAGCUAGUAGGAAUGAUGUUGAUACGGCAGUUAAGGCUGCUCAGGAGGCUUUCUACGGAUCAUGGUCGCAGGUUUCGGCACGUCAACGUGGUCAAUUGAUGUUCAAACUUGCAGAUUUGAUGGAGCAACAUAAAGAAGAGCUAGCAACGAUUGAAGCUGUUGACUCUGGAGCAGUUUACACGUUGGCACUGAAGACUCACGUUGGGAUGUCAAUUGAUGUGUGGCGCUACUUUGCCGGGUGGACGGAUAAAAUUGAAGGAUCUACAAUCCCAGUUAACCCCGCGAGACCUAAUAAUGUUUUGACAUUCACAAAGCGUGAGCCAAUUGGUGUUUGUGGCCUUAUCACCCCAUGGAAUUAUCCCCUGAUGAUGUUGUCGUGGAAGAUGGCUGCCUGCAUUGCUGCUGGGAAUACUGUUGUCAUUAAACCAGCACAAGCCUGCCCACUGACGGCUCUCAAAUUUGCCGAACUUGCCGUGAAAGCUGGAUUCCCACCAGGAGUUAUUAACAUCACAGCAGGAACGGGAUCGGUUACAGGUCAAGCAAUUGCUGAUCAUCCCCUCGUAAGGAAGCUUGGCUUCACCGGAAGUACACCAAUUGGGAAGAAAAUCAUGACGUCGUGCGCUGAGUCAAAUAUCAAGAAAUGUUCUCUUGAAUUGGGCGGGAAGAGUCCUCUCGUGAUCUUCUCUGAUUGUGAUCUCGAUAAAGCUGUGAGACUUGGAAUGUCUGCAGUCUUCUUCAACAAAGGCGAGAAUUGCAUAGCAGCUGGAAGGAUUUUUGUUGAGGAGAAGAUUCACGAUGAAUUCGUUCGAAGGGUUCUCAAGGAUCUCAAGACAAUGACAAUUGGGGAUCCACUCAAUCGUUCAACAGCUCAUGGGCCACAAAAUCACCGGGCACACAUGGAGAAGCUCGUUGAGUACUGCGAGAUUGGUGUUAAGGAGGGAGCUAAACUUGUGGCAGGUGGGAAGAGAGUGCCCGGAAUGAAGGGAUUCUUCUUCCAACCAACAGUCUUUACGGAAGUUGAGGAUCACAUGUUUAUUGCUCAGGAGGAGAGUUUCGGACCUGUUAUGGUUAUCUCUAAAUUCAGUGGAAACAAUGUUGAGGCAAUUGUGAAGAGGGCCAAUAGGACAGAGUAUGGCCUGGCUAGUGGUAUCUUCACAAAGGACAUCAGCAAGGCGCUCCUCUUUGCCGAGCAAAUUGAAGCUGGAACUGUUUUUGUCAAUACUUACAACAAGACUGACGUUGCUGCUCCUUUCGGAGGCUUCAAGCAGAGUGGCUUUGGCAAGGAUCUUGGCAGGGAAGCCCUCAAUGAGUAUCUUAAAACAAAAUGCGUCACAAUUGAAUUCUAAAAAGGCAAAUCAACGGAAAAGGAAACAUCAUUGUUUAAUUGAUUUAAUAAAUACAGAGAAUUUUUACAUAAAAAGCAAAA
Messenger RNA from Lutzomyia longipalpis, 2938 nucleotides. RefSeq names its product cytosolic 10-formyltetrahydrofolate dehydrogenase. Gene Ontology annotation, cellular component: cytoplasm. Gene Ontology annotation, biological process: 10-formyltetrahydrofolate catabolic process; one-carbon metabolic process; biosynthetic process. NCBI's taxonomy places the organism in Eukaryota, Metazoa, Arthropoda, Insecta, Diptera, Psychodidae. The record is from RefSeq and is a predicted model, not a curated record. The transcript has 5 exons. Gene Ontology annotation, molecular function: formyltetrahydrofolate dehydrogenase activity; aldehyde dehydrogenase (NAD+) activity. Bases 96 to 2858 code for a protein of 920 amino acids.